Molecule: messenger RNA, 939 nt
Organism: Trichosporon asahii var. asahii CBS 2479
Lineage: Eukaryota; Fungi; Basidiomycota; Tremellomycetes; Trichosporonales; Trichosporonaceae
Exons: 2
Coding region: 1-939 (312 amino acids)
Source: RefSeq, a predicted model, not a curated record
AUGUCUUCUGUUCACAACAUCCCGCAUUCGCCGACUCCCCAGCCGGCGAAGAAGCUGCGCCCGUCGCUGUCCCCAGCGCGUGGCUGCCUCCGCCCGUCAUCCCCUCCCGUCGAGUUCGACGCCAGCAGCCGCACGUCGUCUGCGCGCUCCAGCUUUUCGGACGGCAGCGAUUACCGCCGCUGCAAGACUGUCCACUGGCAGGGCGAGGUCGAUGGCUGUGUUGUCACUAAGUGCUUCGACACGUACUCGGCCUCAGAAUACGACCGCACCCCUCUCGCGCCCCCCUCAGAACAGGAGCGCUCCUGCGUCCUCCCGGCCCGUGGGGCCCGUUGCUUGUCUUAUAUGGACGACGACGAGGACGACGACGAGAGCGAUCACGACGAAGAGAUGGCGGAGGCAUCCGACAGCGACGAUGACACGCGCCCAUCAUCUCCCUUUGCUUCGCCGGAAGACUCGGAUCUGUCCGGCGUCGAGGACGACGGAGACGAGUGGAGUGCAUGCUUUGCGCGCCGCCGCAUGAUGUUUGCGCGCAUGAGCUCGCUCGACCGGGAAUCUGCCCAGCCCCAGUUUGAGGGCUACCGCUCGCUGUCUGCGACGCUCGUCGAGCUGCUCAAGUCUGUCGGCUGCGACGAGGACGACGACACGACAACGCUGUCGUCGACCCCCGGUUCGUCAGCCGACGAGGGCGGCAUGAGCAAGCUGUCUUCGGUCUCGUCCAACGAGAGCAUUGCGACUGUCGUCUUUUCCCGUCUCCGCGAGGAGCGCCCCGAGGACGACGAGCGGGAAACGGAGCCCGAGAUCGACACGCCGUCUCUCAUCUCGAGCGCGGACUCGGAGGCAGAGUGCAGCAUUGCGUCGCCGCCGUGUUCGCGCGUCGAGUUUGUGCCCCCACCGAUAAUGUGGACUCGCACGGCGCUGACCUACGGUCCACAAGAGUAG